CAUCGUCAACUGGCAAUGAUCAGACAAGUGGGACGGGGAAUCAAUGUCUGUCGUGUGACGGAGACGCGGACAGUAACUGUAACGAAGAGACACCUACCAGCUCCAUGGCUGGAGUCUCCUCUGUAGAUUCGUGCUCAUCAUGCGGGAUCAGGAAGCUAGAUAGUGGAGAGGGCACGGACCUGAUCUCAAUCCAACGUGUAUGCAACGAUGAAGCCUGCCCCUCUGCCCUCGCUAUGAAACUAGAUUUUCGGUGUCUUGAGGGCAGUGAGAACGUGAAUGACACUGCGCGCCUAUGCGAGUGGUGUUGCACUGGUGAUAAAUGUAACGACUAUAAUGAGAACAGUGGGAAUGCUCUCGUGGCGGGAGUAAUCCUCUCAGGGUGGCCGCCGAACACCAAAUUCAUCUACGUUACCGUGACUGUCAUCUCUUUGGUGAUGUCUUUCUCAACUGUGUGCAUGAGGGUGUAA
Messenger RNA from Lytechinus variegatus (green sea urchin), 467 nucleotides. RefSeq lists its product as uncharacterized. Bases 105 to 467 code for a protein of 120 amino acids. The record is from RefSeq and is a predicted model, not a curated record. The transcript is spliced from 3 exons. NCBI's taxonomy places the organism in Eukaryota, Metazoa, Echinodermata, Echinoidea, Temnopleuroida, Toxopneustidae.